UGGGUGUCGGGCGUCUCAUGGGUCCUAAGGGAGUUGCCGUGGACCGGAACGGACACCUGAUCGUUGUGGACAACAAGUCCUGCUGCAUCUUCAUCUUCCAGUCCAAUGGGAAGUUAGUUGGGAGGUUCGGAGGCCGUAAUCCAGGGGACAAGCAGCAGACCGGGAGCCUAGAUGGUCCCCAUUUUGUGGCCGUCAAUAACAAGAAUGAGAUCAUAGUCACUGAUUUUCACAACCACUCAGUGAAGGUGUACAGUGCAGAAGGAGAGUUCCUCUAUAAGUUCGGUUCUCACGGCGAGGGGAACGGUCAGUUUAACGCUCCCACUGGAGUCGCCGUGGAUUCUAAUGGAAACAUCAUUGUGGCCGACUGGGGAAACAGCCGGAUCCAGGUGUUUGACAGUUCCGGCUCCUUUCUGUCCUACAUUAACACGAUGGCCGACCCGUUGUACGGUCCGCAGGGGCUGGCGCUCACCUCUGAUGGUCACGUGGUGGUCGCCGACUCUGGGAACCAUUGCUUCAAGGUGUACAGGUACCUGCAGUGAUGGCGGUGGAGGCCCCGCACCGUGUACAUGACGUCUUCUGCCCGCUCUCCGUGUGGUGUUUCCUUUGUCCUCGUGCCAGACGCUGCGGCGCCCCCCGUCUUCUGCCAAAUGACUCCGCUCAGCACAAUGGAGCCUGCCGCCCCUCUUCCGCUUCCUUCUCCCCGCGCUCUAAUCUCUCUGUGCUGUGGACGCUGCUCAAUGUUUACUCGGUGUGAGAGGAUGGCGGACUGCGCUGCAAAGCGCGGUGACAAUGAUGGUGGACUGCGCUGGACGGCGGUGCCAAUGAUGGUGGCUCUCUUGUUUUUGCACUGAUUACUUAUUAUGAUGGAAUUGGACAUUUCCCAGAUGGUCAGUGGUCACAUGACAGAGGGGGGGGGAGGGGUCAUAGCCUUGAAUGUAACCCCCCCCCCAGAGGUAAACAGGGUCUCGGCUGGUUACAGGGUUUCCCAGCAUGCCGUUCUUAUAAGCUCCGCCUCUGUGCUCAUCGCCUCCUCUGUCACCUCCUUGUAUGCGGUCGUGUCCAGGAGGCUACGGAAGCCGCGGUGUAGCGGUGACGUGUGACCGCCCCCGAGACCGGUCCAUUAUUUCUGUAACUUAUCAUUUCAGCUCUGUGUGAUGCGGUGCAGACCCCACCAGGCCGGCGGUUACAUCCGUGUGCCAAAUACUGCAGGUGCGGUUCCGCCUGUGCCACUAUGCUGUGGGGGGGGGGGGGGUCUGCUGUCUGCGUCCCAGGGGGGUUUAUAUUUUUUAUUAUUUUUCUACUUUAUUUUCACUGUAUUUGUAUUUUAAGUUUUUUACGUUUAUUUUGUACGCACUGUGGUGAAUGUAACUUCCUGCUUCUCGCCGCGUCACGAGCGCAAAAAAACCAGCAAGGAUUGUCCGAGCCGCGGAGGAGAUGGUGUGGAGCCCAGUAAGUGACAAGGGGGCGGGAGGGAUAUGAAUGUGCAGAUGUAGCAGAGCCGGAGAUGUCGUUACGGCCGUGUGUUGCCUUCACAGCUUCUACGUGGUGAUAUCCAUGAUGUGCUCAGCUCUGCUGUGCGUGGAAGAUCUGAGGCUGCGCUGGGUGCACUCAGCUACAUCCUGAUGCUGCGCUGGGUGCACUCAGCUACAUCCUGUUCCUGCUAUCCUUUGUUAUAUCUGAUUCCAAUUCUGCUCAGACCUGAAGCAGAAGCCAGAUCCUGACACAGCUCCCCCUCCCUACACAGAUCACAGAGGAUGCCCACUACACUCCCCCACAGCAGUCUACUUGUCAUACCAGCUCCCCCUCCCUACACUGCUCACAGAACAUGCCCACUACACUCCCCCACAGAAAUGUAUUGGUGAUAAUACCAGCUCCCCUCCCUACACAGAGCAUGCCCACAAAACUCUAUAGGUGAUGGUUACACUCUCCUUCUACUGAUGCUACACUCUCCUACAGAAAUUAAAAGUUUAUAAUCCCUGUUUCCCUCCAUACACAGAGCAUUCCCACAAAACUCUACUAUACAAGUCAGUAGGUAAUCAGAGCUCCCUUUUGCACAUAUUAUGGAGCAUGCCCACAACACUCUCCCACAGAAGUCUAUAGGUGAUAGUUCCAGCACCAUUUGCUGUAUGAAUCAGAGCAUGCCCACUACCCUCUUCCACAGAAGUUUAUAGGUAAAGAAAUAUAAAGUGCUGGCGCUAAAUACAGGGACUGAUUG
Messenger RNA from Hyla sarda, 2215 nucleotides. RefSeq names its product tripartite motif containing 3 (gene TRIM3). The record is from RefSeq and is a predicted model, not a curated record. Lineage: Eukaryota; Metazoa; Chordata; Amphibia; Anura; Hylidae. Gene Ontology annotation, biological process: proteasome-mediated ubiquitin-dependent protein catabolic process; negative regulation of translation; protein polyubiquitination. Gene Ontology annotation, molecular function: zinc ion binding; protein binding; ubiquitin protein ligase activity.